This is a messenger RNA of Penicillium subrubescens, 1479 nucleotides long. Its product is annotated as FMN-dependent alpha-hydroxy acid dehydrogenase. Lineage: Eukaryota; Fungi; Ascomycota; Eurotiomycetes; Eurotiales; Aspergillaceae. The coding region runs from base 1 to 1479 and encodes 492 amino acids. The record is from RefSeq and is a predicted model, not a curated record. The transcript has 4 exons. Gene Ontology annotation, molecular function: oxidoreductase activity; heme binding.
AUGGUAGAUCAGAAACUUUUAUCUACACAGCAGGUCUCCGAGCACAGGACACCCGAGGACUGUUGGAUUGUGGUUGACAACCAAGUGUGGGAUGUUAGCGACUUCCUUGACGAGCAUCCAGGCGGAUCAACCAUUAUCCUAAAGUACGCAGGCCGAGACGCAACACAGGCCUACUCCGAAGUCCACGCCCCCAGCGUCCUCAAGACAAACCUGCAAUCCGACAAGUUCAAAGGCGUGCUCGACAAGUCCUCCAUUGACGACGCAUGGCUCAAGCCACCACCAGGCGAGAACCGGAAACUUCUCCAGGACAAUGAAAGGCCACCCCUCGAAACCCUGAUUAACUCCCAUGACUUCGAGGUGGUCGCAUCCAAGACAGCCAGCAACAAGACGUGGGCAUUCUAUUCCAGCGCAGCGACAGACUUGAUCACCCGUGAUGCGAACAAAUCUUGCUUUGAUCGGAUAUGGUUCCGGCCACGCGUGUUGAGAAAUGUGCGGUCUGUGGAUACGAGGACGAAGAUUCUCGGGGGUGACUUUAAAUUACCAUUGUUUGUGAGUCCGGCGGCGAUGGCUAAAUUGAUUCAUCCUGAGGGCGAGUGUGCGAUUGCACGGGCAUGCGAAAGUAAAGGGAUUAUGCAGGGCAUCUCCAAUAACUCCUCCUACACUAUGGACGAACUACGCACCGCAGCACCAUCAGCCAGCUUCUUCUUCCAACUAUACGUCAACCGCGACCGCGAAAAGUCCGCCACCUUACUCCGCCAAUGCUCCGAGAACCCCAACAUCAAAGCCAUCUUCGUGACCGUGGACGCCGCUUGGCCCGGAAAACGCGAAGCCGAUGAGCGAGUCAAAGCCGACGAGAGCUUAUCAGUGCCCAUGUCGCCAUCCAAGGCGCAAAAUGAUAAGAAAGGUGGUGGGUUGGGCCGUGUCAUGGCUGGAUUCAUCGAUCCUGGCCUGACGUGGGAAGAUCUGCGAUGGGUCCGACAGCACACGCAUAAGCCGGUGUGUUUGAAGGGAGUGAUGUCCGCGGAUGACGCGCUGUUAGCGCUGAAGGCUGGUAUGGAUGGGAUUUUGUUGAGCAAUCAUGGAGGCCGGAAUCUGGAUACUAGUCCGCCGUCGAUCAUUACGUUGCUUGAGAUUCAGAAGCGGUGUCCGGAGGUCUUUGAGAAGAUGGAGGUAUACGUGGAUAGUGGUAUUCGACGUGGAACGGAUAUUCUCAAAGCUGUCUGUCUGGGCGCGACUGCCGUGGGUAUGGGUCGGAGUAUGUUGUUCGCAACGAACUAUGGACAGGAGGGCGUGGAGCAUUUAGUUGAUAUUAUGCAAGAUGAGUUGGAGACGGCCAUGCGUAACGUCGGGAUCACCUCGUUGGACGAGGCCAGUCCCGACCUGGUACACACGGGCGAUGUUGACCAUUUGGUCCCGACAUCCCGAGCACACCCCUACGCCCGGGCCAUUGCCAAAGGCCGACGGGAUUCGAAGAUUUAG